AAAACAAAUUUUUAGUAAAUUUGUGGAGGAACAACAAGAUGUAAGAACAAGAAAAUUAGGAUAUGUAUACACAGAAAAAUACAUUGAAUGUGCACUUUGGCCUUUACUAUACUUGAAGAAAGAAUGGUGUGAAAGUGCAAUAGAAGGUAGCACAAAUUUAUGCUAAAUGUAUGAGGCAAUUCUUAGUUAUUCUUCAAAAUAACUUUUUUUGUCAAUUUUAGAUAGUGGCACACGAAAAUCUCCUAAAAUAACUUUCAGAUUGAAAUUACUAAGCAAUAUUGUGGACUACGGUGCAGAUUUUGGUCUAUUACAAUAUAAUUUUGACAGAUGGAUAUUUCGAACAAUUUCAGGUGCUGUAAAUGUAGGUAAAAUUCAUCACUUAAGCCCAGCAAAAUCGUUGGAAAAUAAAUGGUUUGUAUCUUCAUAUUGGCGAAUUCAGCAUGAGUACUUGAUUGAUGCUGUUAAUCAAUUUGGCUAUCCCAGCUUGUUCAUCACAAUCAGUCCUUACGAAUGGACUUUUCCUCAAGUAAUUUAUUUUAUUUUUUAUUUUAAACAUUCUUGAUACAGGAUCAGUAUUUCAAUACUUACAAAAUCUUUUUAAACAAUUUACACAAAGUUAUAUACUAUUGAAAAAGUCAGGAUAAUCGGCAGUUGUUUCUACUGAUCUUUCUGUAAAAAAUGUCCUUUAGAUGAAAGAAUUGUUAGAAAGGUACGCUAUAUAUUCAAAUAAUGUUCUCAGUAAUGGUGUUCUAUCAAGUAUAAACAUCAUGCAUAUAUUGGAGCAAUUAGUCCGUGGAUACAUGACCGGCAGUAACUCCGAAAGAUGGAAAAGAACUCUUUUUUACAAUGCACGUAUGCAAGAUAGAAAUGUGAACACAUACUUUUAUCGGUUUGAAUGCCAAAAGCGAGGGACAAUACAUCUCCAUUUGCUAGUAUGGUUAAAAAAUAUCCGGCAGAUAGAUUUAAAGAGGCUGAAAUGGACAAUGGAGUCCAAUAAUCCUACAAUUGGAUAUUAUGUCAAGACUUUGCAACCUUCGAAUGAAAAAAAUUUUGAAUCGCACAUACAAACGGAGGAAACUUAUGUGACAGAUAGAGGUGUAUUGAAAAUGCAACACAGCGCUGAAGCAUAUGCACAAAAUCUAAGAGCGUAUUUUGACACAGUUUUGGGGACACUGAAGUGCCGAAUGGAUGUUCAGGCUUCGGAUGGUAACAACAUGUUGCUGAAAUAUGUGACAGGCUAUGUGACAAAGUUUAAAGAGUCGUUCGAACUUAAUGAUCCAAGUGUCAAGAAUGUAAAAGCUUUUACAUUAAUCUGUCGUUAUUUACUUAAUUUAAAAAUGACAGAACCGGAAAUGGCGCUCCACAUUGCUGAUAUCAAGAUUGCAUGGACGCCUAGUAAAACCAAACGAUUUUUCGUACCGAAUUGUGAAAAAGCAAUAAAUGAUAAGAUAGUGCUGUGGUAUAUGGACCGGCCUGAAAACAGCAAAUAUAUGUCUCUUUGGCAAUAUUUGCGAAAUUUUGAUACUCAAAAAAAUCCGCCUACACCAUAUCGUGAUGGACAACCACGACUUGUUGCUACAAGAUUUCUCUCCGUUUUUAAUAUUGGUUACUUUUGGCAACAUACGUUAAUGAAUGUACCGUUUCGACAAUUCAAAGAUAUUGUUAAUGAAGAAUCAGUAAAACUACCACCACGUAUUUCAUACUUUGCAAAUGCCAUUGCUGUGAACAGUAAAUACUGGGACAAUGAAAAUACAAUAGCGGCUGACAUGGAAAAAUCUGUCAACAAAAGUCAUUUCAUACGAACAUUUCUUCUGUACUUGGAGUCCCUUAAAAUUCAGCUAUUUUUAUAUAAAACUGGACAGAUCGAAGACACCUGUGCCACAGCAGAAAAAGAAUAUUGCGUAGAAAACCUAACUGCUGAGCAAUUAAGAUUUUUUUAUUAUGUAAAGGAUAUCAUGCGAACAAUCAACAAACCAAGAAGGUUUAAUCUUUACACACAAAAUGCUGAAUCAUCUCUUAAUAAUGACGAUGAAAGUGAAGAAGAAGAAGAAGAAGAAGAAGAAAGUGAUGACGAACAACGUCAUGUAGAGGAACAGAUGCCCAAUGACACCAACAAUGAAGCAAAAUUUGUGGUAUUGCAAGGUAAUGCAGGAACAGGGAAAACAUUUUUGAUCAAAUGCGUCAUAGCAGAAGUACUGCGUCAAGAGUAUAAUGUUUUGGUAGCAACGCCAACUGUGAAAUUAGCUGACACUUAUCAAAAAGAUUUUCCAUGUGUGACAUGCAAGUCUAUUCACUCAGCGUUUUCCAUCCCAGUAGCCGAUAUACCAUGGGAAAUAAACUGGAACAUUUCGUGGUAUCAGUUAAUUGUGAUAGAUGAAAUUGGCCAAGUAAAUAAAGACAUCUUUUAUCACGUAGUAAGAACAGUCAACGUUUUGCCUUCUUCACCGUUGGUGAUACUAUUAGGAGAUUCCCAUCAGGCACUUCCUUUGGUUACAAAAAAUGGAAAGACAAGUUUUGACGAGUCUGUUUUUUGCAACUCUUUUUUCAAGAGUUUUCCAAGAUUUCAGAUGCAUCAUUGCCACAGAAGUGUUACGCAUUACACAAAGUUUCUAGAUAUUAUCCGUUAUGAGAAACCUAGUAUCACAGUAUUAAGAAGUACCUUUAGCCACUGUGUGAUUCCAGAGAAUAAAGAAAUUACUAAGAAUGCCGUCGAAGAGAUUAUACAGAAUCACCCAAACACAGUCUUCAUUACAUCCUCUCACGAUGGCAAAAACUUUAUAAAUGAAACAAUCAUUUCAUUUAUUUUCAAGAAGAGAAAAGCUGAUAUAAUUAUAACUGACGACAGUGGAAAUACGCAGGCUUAUUACGUCGGUAUGAGAGUAAUAUUAACACAAAAUCGAGAUAGAAAUACAGGAUUUAUCAAUGGUGUCAGCGGCAUCAUAGACAGAGUUGUUGGCAAAACGAUAAUAGUAAAAAUACGUGAUGGCUUUGUGUUUGUCUACAAAGUAAUUGAUGCGACUGGGCGAAGUUUUUAUCCGAUAUUGCCGUCUUAUGCACAAACUGCUCUUAAAUGUCAAGGACAAACGUUGAAUCAUAUCACAUGGGCCAUUGAUCGUCAGAACAUUGGACCUGCUGUUGCUUACAUGAUUUUGUCAAGGGUCAAACAAAGUACAGAUGUGGAAUUUGCAACACAUAUCUCUGUUAAUCAUUUUAAACCGAUAUACAUGUUGGAAUAAAGUCUUAUGUGAAUUAUAUUAUUUCACAAAUUGUCUUGUAUUUAUGAUAGAACUUUUGAUUUUCUUCCAAGAUAUAUAAGAAUGUUUGUGAAAAUGAGUGAGAAAAUAAAUUCUAAUGUUCUUCAUAUCUUUAAUACACAUUUAUAUUGUUUUUUUGUUUUGUUUUGUUUUUGUUUUUUGGACAAUGAAAAUUAAUUCGUUACGUUUAUACAUAUUAUACUUUAUGAUAUGCUUUCAUUCUGAGUCAACAAAAAAUGCAUCCUCUGAUAAAAUGCUUUUCUAUUAGACUAAACAGACCUGUUUCCUCGAAAAAUUAUUUCUCUGAACAAAAUUAUUAUUAAAUUCAUUAACCAGCUUUAUAUUAUGUAUCAAUUAUUUUUAUCAAAAAAACAUUACUAUUUUAACACAUACAUGUAACUUUAAAGCAGUAUUACUUCAGUAUUAAAAUAUUUAGGGACAACAUUGCCCAUGAAAAUACAUUUUCAGUACACUUACCAAGUUUAAU
This is a messenger RNA of Hydractinia symbiolongicarpus, 3741 nucleotides long. RefSeq lists its product as uncharacterized. Bases 690 to 3236 code for a protein of 848 amino acids. The transcript is spliced from 15 exons. The record is from RefSeq and is a predicted model, not a curated record. Lineage: Eukaryota; Metazoa; Cnidaria; Hydrozoa; Anthoathecata; Hydractiniidae.